GACCCCCCACCCCAUGCUGAAGAUUAAUAAAUAUGAUGCGGAAAUUCCUUCGAGGUGCUAUAUAAAUCGGAAAGUUCGGGCAAGAGCAACAAGAACAAACAGCAAACGGAGAGGCGAGACAUCAGCAAGACACGCGUGACUCUCCAGCAUGUCCUCUAUGAAGAAUCUCCAGCUCUUGCUGGCCGUCCUGCUCCCUCUGGCCGCCCUCGGUAACCUGCUGCCGGGCUACAGCGCUCCAGGAGACGUGCCCGAAAUUUCAGGAGAAGAGCUGCAGGACUCAACCGGAGCUUUCGAGCACCACAAGUGGCUCUCUAUCGCGAGAAUCCUGCAUCGAGACAUCACGAGACUGCGCGACGAGCAGUUUCAAAGGGACUUCGGGGAACCAGUGGCGAAUAUGACGAAUUACGCCAGCGUGAGGAGCAAGACGCCUCUCAUCAGCCCAUCUGAUGGAUGCUAUUCAAAGAACUUUAGUGCACAAAGAUGCCUGAGGCGGAUUUAUGCUGGUUUAAGCACAUACAGAGAGUACCUGAGCAAAGUGGAGAGAGAGAACCUGACUGCAGCUCAGGUCACCGACAUCAAACUGCGGACCACCAGCUUACUGAAUAUAAUCAAAGAAAAGGUGGAUGACGCUCCGAUCCAGCCGCACUCCGUCAGCGAGUUACCUGAUGGUUCUGCAUGGACACAGAGGACGGUCACGCAUUCCAUUCUGUACAAUUUAGAAGUGUUUCUGAAGGAAACAAGCAGAGCAAUCAAUUUCAUAAACAAGAAAUUAGGGAAUCACAUCAGGAAGGAAAUCAAAGAGUCCAAGUGGCCCUCAGAGAAGCAUUCGCAGGAGUAGAGUAACAUGAACAUGUUUUUGUUUUUAUAGGAAAAACAACAGUAAGAGUUAUUUAUUUAUCUGGUCACAUAUUUAUUUAUUUAUUUAUCUAUCUGUCUAUU
Messenger RNA from Colossoma macropomum (tambaqui), 939 nucleotides. It is a transcript of the gene il6, whose product is annotated as interleukin 6 (interferon, beta 2). Bases 149 to 838 code for a protein of 229 amino acids. The record is from RefSeq and is a predicted model, not a curated record. The transcript has 5 exons. NCBI's taxonomy places the organism in Eukaryota, Metazoa, Chordata, Actinopteri, Characiformes, Serrasalmidae. Gene Ontology annotation, biological process: myeloid cell development; neutrophil differentiation; macrophage differentiation. Gene Ontology annotation, molecular function: interleukin-6 receptor binding; cytokine activity. Gene Ontology annotation, cellular component: extracellular region.